Messenger RNA from Cryptomeria japonica (Japanese cedar), 690 nucleotides. RefSeq lists its product as uncharacterized. The record is from RefSeq and is a predicted model, not a curated record. Lineage: Eukaryota; Viridiplantae; Streptophyta; Pinopsida; Cupressales; Cupressaceae. Bases 1 to 690 code for a protein of 229 amino acids. The transcript has 2 exons. Gene Ontology annotation, molecular function: RNA-DNA hybrid ribonuclease activity; nucleic acid binding.
AUGAACAUUCCUACUCAUCUUUGCUGGGACAAAGUUUGCUUGCCCAAAGCAGGGAUGUUUCUAUGGGCAGCUUUACAGAAAAAAGAUUUGACAACAAACUGGUUUCAGAAGAUUGGUUUUAGGGAUCCCUCUAGAUGCUCUUCAUGUGAAGAAAAUGAAGAAACGGUAGAUCACUUACUACUUAAUUGUCCAUAUGCAGUUGAAUGUUGGAAAGACUUAAUAGUUCAAUUCGGAGCUGGGGGUAAUACUACCAAGCAACUCAGGGCUCAAUGCAGAUGGGAAAAGCCUGAAUAUGGAUGGUUCAAAUUGAAAUUCGAUGGGGCAGCCCAAGGUAAUCCAGGUUCAGUUGGGAUUGGGUGUCUUAUGCGACAUUGGAGUGGUGCUACUUGUGCUAGAGUAGCUAAACCAAUUGGAAAGACAUCUAACAAUAUUGCAGAAUUUGAGGCCCUUACUGCAGGGUUGCUUUAUAGUUCAACAUUGGGAAUUAAGAAACUGGCUAUUGAAGGGGACUCACAAAUACCAAUUAAUGCUAUAAGAAUAGGGAAUAUAGCUAAUUGGCACCUCAAACCCCUUUUGGAUAGAGCACUUACAAUAAUAAGGAAAUUUAAACAUUGUACGAUUAAUCAUAUUUAUAGAGAAGGCAAUUCUGGUGCAGACUCUCUAGCUAAUUUAGGUGUGGAUGGUCAUUGA